Molecule: messenger RNA, 2369 nt
Organism: Mesocricetus auratus (golden hamster)
Lineage: Eukaryota; Metazoa; Chordata; Mammalia; Rodentia; Cricetidae
Gene: Foxe1
Product: forkhead box E1
Exons: 1
Coding region: 1-1128 (375 amino acids)
Biological process (GO): cell differentiation; anatomical structure morphogenesis; regulation of transcription by RNA polymerase II
Molecular function (GO): DNA-binding transcription factor activity, RNA polymerase II-specific; RNA polymerase II cis-regulatory region sequence-specific DNA binding
Source: RefSeq, a predicted model, not a curated record
AUGACGGCCGAGAGCGCGCCGCCGCCCCCGCCGCCGCAGCCCGAGGCGCUGGCGGCCGUGAAGGAGGAGCGCGGCGAGGCGGCGGCGGCGGCGGCGGGCGCGGGGGUCCCGGCGGAGGCGGCGGGCGGCCGUGGCGCGGGCGGACGGCGACGCAAGCGCCCCCUGCAGCGGGGGAAGCCGCCCUACAGCUACAUCGCGCUCAUCGCCAUGGCCAUCGCGCACGCUCCCGAGCGCCGCCUGACUCUGGGCGGCAUCUACAAGUUCAUCACCGAGCGCUUCCCGUUCUACCGCGACAACCCCAAGAAGUGGCAGAACAGCAUCCGCCACAACCUCACGCUCAACGACUGCUUCCUCAAGAUCCCGCGCGAGGCGGGCCGCCCGGGCAAGGGCAACUACUGGGCGCUCGACCCCAACGCCGAGGACAUGUUCGAGAGCGGCAGCUUCCUGCGCCGCCGCAAGCGCUUCAAGCGCUCGGACCUGUCCACCUACCCCGCCUACAUGCACGACGCCGCGGCCGCCGCCGCCGCCGCCGCCAUCUUCCCGGGCGCCGUUCCCGCCGCCAGGCCGGCCUACCCCGGCGCCGUCUACGCGGGCUACGCGCCGCCGCUCGCCGCGCCCCCGCCCGUCUACUACCCCGCCGCGUCGCCGGGGCCCUGCCGCGUCUUCGGCCUGGUGCCCGAGCGGCCGCUCAGCCCGGAUCUGGGCCCCGCGCCGUCUGCGGCCGGCGGCUCCUGCGCCUUCGCGUCGGCGGCGGGCGCGGCGGGCACCGGGAGCUUCCAGCCGGCGGUGUGCACCGGCGCGCGGCCCGUCAACCCCGCCGCCUACGCCGCCGCCUACGCGGACCCCGACGGCGCGUACCCGCAGGGGGCCGGCAGCGCGCUCUUCGCCGCCGCGGCCGCGGGACGCCUAGCGGGACCCGCGUCGCCCCCCGCGGGAGGGGGCGGCGGCGGCGGCGUGGAGGCGGCGGUGGACUUCUACGGGCGCACGUCGCCCGGCCAGUUCGGAGCGGCGCUGGGGCCCUGCUACAACCCCAGCGGGCAGCUCGGAGCCGGCGGUGGCGGCGCCUACCAUGCCCGCCACGCCACCGCCUACACCGGCGCGGUGGAUCGGUUCGUGUCUGCCAUGUGAGCCGGAGGUAGGCACGAAGCCUCACAGACUCCAUGACGCUCAGAAAGAUGGUAAUCCCCGGAACCGGCGGAGAGCACUAAAAAGUGUGUCGAACUGAGACUCGCGUGCAAGGCCCCUGAGGACCGGAAGGGCCCCGUGUCUUGCACACUAUUCGCAGACCCGAUUUGCUCUGGAUGUGAGACGAGGAGGCUACAGUCGCGUUCGGACUGGGGCAAGGGACCCUCGAUGAUGCGAAGCUCCAAAGAGCGUGCCUUUCUGCCUUUUUACUAGGGAGGGUCCCAGGCUGUAAAGGGUGGAGAGCAGCAUCGUUGUGGACACCAGAAUGUAGGAUCCGAACUGUGGUGGCUUCAAAGUAAUGCUGUGCUACGCCGAAUUCGGGUUUUCUACAGGCUGGGCCUCUUGUAUGUUUGACUACCUUACUACAGUAAAAGCGGGGCUCGGACAGUGCCUUUCUUCUUAAAGAGAGAACAGAUUUGCAAAAGAAGUUGCUUUAAAAAUAAAAUGAUUCUGUUCAGCUGUGCUGGUUUUACCUGUCUCCAAGGACCACAAGCCUGAUUGAGACACAGUUUCCCAUCAAUCUGUCUGUUGCCCAGGACGGCUGUGAGCUUUUACCCUCUCGUUUUUAACCCUCUCCCAUUAUCUUGGGUGCCAUCGGUCCAUAUUUGGCAGCACUGGUGAGUCACCCAGGGCUUCCCAGUAGCCGUCCAGGGAAUGGGAACAGAUCCUUGGCAAGUAUUUAACCCACAGUCCCGGGACUAGCUCCAAGAAGAGAUUAUGUCCUAAUUAUUGAAUCUUUUGAGUAAGAUGUAUUGGUCAUUCUGCAGCAGUCACUGCAGUCACUCUGGUUUUCUGAUAAGGAGGAUGGGGGGUGGCUUUACAAUAAUUGGGUCUGUCUGUUUUGUUUUCCAUGCCCUCCACCAUGCCUGCCUCAGCACCCUCCUCGAACAAAAAGGAAAGAAACCUUUUAGAUCGCUGAUUAACAAAGCGAUCUAAAAAAAAGGAGGGUUCUUUAACUUCAUCCUGUAAUCCGUUUAUUUGAGGCAGCAGGCUCCGGGAAAUUAGAGCACAACGUUGGGGAAAAUCCAACCUGUCUCCAUCUUUGUCGUGAUGUUUAGUUUUACAGCGGAAACAUCUGAUAUUGAGGAAGGGCUCCACUCCCUUCAGACAACCUAGCUUGGUUUUUGUUUUUUGGUUUUUUUUUUUUAAUGGACUGAUUUAAUAAAAAUUUCUGAGCAAGUGAA